AUGCUUGAUGAUACUCCAUACACAAAUUUGGUGGUCGGCAAUACGCCACAGCAUGCGCCACGUUCUGUGCCACACUUUCGUCACUGGGCUUUGAAACCUGAGGCAGAAAAGAAUGCCCGUUCCCGUGAGGCUCCCGAACAACGCCGGAAAUUUCCAGGAAGGCUAUCACGAACUGGCGAGUCGAAACCAAUCUCCUCACAUGUGUGGAAGGCCUCAGCGCCCAACGGCAUCUCACAAGACCUUGUCGAUUCACUACAGUCUAGCAACGAGACCGAUGCCUCUCGAUCCAAGAUAAUCGAGCUCCAGAUCCAGGCCCGCGUGGCCGAGGAGCUCAAGAAGCUUCAGCAGAAAGAGGCCGAAGCCCUCAAGCUCGCCCACGAGAAACUCUCUAACGCCGAGUUUAAGGACGAAAACAGCACAAGCCAGUACACUGUUAGCAAGGAGAUCGAGGCGAUGCGUCAAAAGCUCGAGGCUCGUAAGCAAGUCCGCGAUCUCCCUGAGAGCGUCGACGGUGCGCGCAAUGAGGUUAUUCGAUGUCUACGGGAGCACGACCGACGGCCGCUCGACUGCUGGCAGGAGGUGGAAAACUUCAAGGCUGAGGUUAAAAAGCUAGAGAAGAGCUGGGUUGAGAAGGUUGUCUCGUAG
Messenger RNA from Fusarium coffeatum, 645 nucleotides. RefSeq lists its product as uncharacterized. NCBI's taxonomy places the organism in Eukaryota, Fungi, Ascomycota, Sordariomycetes, Hypocreales, Nectriaceae. The coding region runs from base 1 to 645 and encodes 214 amino acids. The record is from RefSeq and is a predicted model, not a curated record. The transcript is spliced from 4 exons.